Trifolium pratense (red clover) is the source of this 1338-nucleotide messenger RNA. RefSeq lists its product as uncharacterized. The transcript has a single exon. Lineage: Eukaryota; Viridiplantae; Streptophyta; Magnoliopsida; Fabales; Fabaceae. The coding region runs from base 1 to 1338 and encodes 445 amino acids. Gene Ontology annotation, molecular function: zinc ion binding; nucleic acid binding; structural molecule activity. The record is from RefSeq and is a predicted model, not a curated record.
AUGGAAAAUACAGAAGAAACCCUUAAUAGGCAACUAGAAAACCUAGAAAGACUUAUGGUCUCUUUAGAUAUAAGUGGAAAAAAUCAGGAGAUCCCUGAUAACAAAUCUGAAGAUAACAAUCAGAUCAUUUAUGAUUUUAGCUCAGAAGAAGCUAGUGAAAACGAAAAUGAGAAUCCUCAUUUCGUAAAAAUAGAAGAACAUGGAGAAACUUCAGGUACCAAAAGACCUGCAGAUUUUGAAAAGGAAUUUACCAAACAAAAAUUCCAAAAAGUACCUCAUUACUAUGAGCCUUCACAAAACCCUUUUCAAGGACAAGGUGUUUUAGACAUAGAUUGUAGUUUAGACACUGCAAAGGAUCUUAGAGAUUGGUACAAUACAAAUAAUGUAUUAGUCCAUCUGAAUGAAGAUCUAAGAAAUUUAGGAUCAGUUGAUAUUUUCAACUACCUACAAUAUAAAACUAGAGGAAAUGCAUUUAAAUACAUUUCAAAUCUACCACCACAAGUUAUGGGAACUAUGCCUUUAAUAGGAUCCUUAGUUACAGACUGGGUAUAUAGUUUACUAGUCAAAGAAUUCAAAGGAUGGAAGGAUACCGUCCAAUCAAAAGCAGCAUUUUCCGAUCAAAAUCUUUGGAAAAUAACUAAUUUAAAAAUUUGCAAUAUGUGUUACAUUGAUAACUUUAUUUGUGAAUUUCAGAGUUAUUAUUAUAACAUAGACAAUGAAACAAGACUAUCAAGAGGAUUGUUAGAUCUCCUCUAUGAUAAGCUUCCAGAAGGAAUGUCAACUCAAGUCAAACUAUACUUUACCUCAAUAUCAUCAGAAGGAAAGGUAGAUGAUACUCUAGGAGGAAGAAUAACUGUUUUAAAACAGUGGCUCACAGAUAAAUGUAGCGAAAAGAUAGCUAAAAGAGAAGCUAAAGUAUCACUUUGCUGUGAUAAGUUACAGAACAAAGUAGGAAACUAUAGGUGUAACUCUAGAAAUCCUAAAAAGAAAUCUAGAAGAAAUAUAAGGUCUUAUAAGAAAAAGAAAUUCAGAAAAAUCCCUUUUAAGAAAUUUAGAAAAGGAGAUAAGAAAUUCUUUAGGAAAAAACCACCUUAUCCUAAAAGAAAAACAUGUCCGCAAGAUAAGAAAUCAUGCACAUGUUGGUUAUGUCAUGAAGAAGGACACUAUGCCAAUGAGUGCCCUAAAAGGGAUAACCCUAAGAAAAAUGUCUUACAAGCCAUAUACGCAAUAGGAUAUGAACCUAUAGAAUCAGAUGUAGAAUCUGAUGAGGAAAUUUAUGAAUACUGCACAGAGACAGAUUCAGAGAUAGACUUAGAUGUCGAAGAAAGUACUUGGUAA